Molecule: messenger RNA, 5565 nt
Organism: Leishmania braziliensis MHOM/BR/75/M2904
Lineage: Eukaryota; Euglenozoa; Kinetoplastea; Trypanosomatida; Trypanosomatidae
Exons: 1
Coding region: 1-5565 (1854 amino acids)
Source: RefSeq, a predicted model, not a curated record
AUGAUGUCGCCUGACACAUUGCAUGCUUACCUAGAGCGGCUGAGGAAGGUUCUGACGUCAUCAGAACCAGCUAAUAACGUCGCGACACAGCGAGUGGACAAGACGGUGACCAAGACAAGUGUAGCGUCCGCCGACCUUGCAAAGCUGGAGGGCGUUUGUAAAGCUGCCGUGCGGAGCUUUACAGAGAAGGUGAGCACCAAUGCUCUUCCUCUCUCAGAGGAGUCGAACCGCCAAAAAGCAAAACAGCAGGAGCAGGAAGAGCUUCCUCAGCGUAUGGAAACGGUCGUUGCGGUUCUUCUCGACGAGCUCGCGCGCGCCACCGCAGAUGUGCGCUCCCUAAAGGCGUCUCUUGCCCAAAGCACAGCCCUCACCGAACCUUCACCGGCUCGAAACUUGUCGGUGGAGCUGAAUGAGCUUCGCAGAAAACUCAACCGGAAAGAAUUGGAGGUGGAAACGCUUCAGCAACAAAACUUUGACGCGAACCGCCAGACAAAACAGCUCUCUCGCAGGCUCGAAGAGGUGGUUUUCUCGUACGGCGAGGUAGCGCAUGACAUGCUGCGGUCCCAAUACCGCGAAUACGCGUCACUGCGGAGCUUGUUUCUCCCAGCGCUCUGCGGUGAGGUGCCUCUCGACAGUUCGACAGCCACCGAGGCAUCUUUUGCUGCGAGCAGCUCAUUCGAUGGAAUACGCGAGGCCCGUCCCACGAGCUAUUCACAGGUCCCCUCUAGUGGCAUGCAGAAGCUGGUCAUCUCUACUGCUCAUUUGGAGGCAAUCCAAGCCCUCGAGCAGGAACGCAGUGCUGCACGCGAGAGACAACGCGAGCUCGAGGAGGUGAUGAAGGAGUUAGAGGUCCUAAGACAGGAGCGCGAUGAAGAGAUCGCCAACCUAAAGUACAACUUUCUCGCAGCCGAGGAGGCGUGGGAGAGGGACAUGGCCAUUCUUCAAGCGAAGCUGUCUGCAGUGCAAUCUGCUGUUCCGCAAGGGGUGGACCUGCUAUCCAACGCUUUGCUGACAAACAAUACCACCGAGAAGUCCGGCAUCGCCCAGAAGCUUACAUCUACGCCGUUGCAUGAUACUGCUGCGCCUGUAGACGUUCCAGAGAGCCCCCUCAUCGUGGCACAGAUGGCCGUCAAAAGGCAGGAACGACUUAAAGAGCUGGCAACACUUUUGGGAACGACCCCAAGCGAGACGAGCCUUGAGGAUGAUGUCGCCUACCAACGCCUCCAGGACUUCUACACAUGGGCACGUGAGGUUGUAGCUCCUCUUAGUACAACUUCCUCAUUUGAAGGAUCACUGCUAGACAUGAUCACCAGCAUUGUCCACGCCUACCAGGCAGUGUUGCAGCAGGCAUCCACCAUCUACACCGAUGCCACAUCAAGCAAAGACGACAGUUCACUCAAUCUGGCUGACAUUAUGAAAAACGAGCACGACCAACUCGAAAAGCUUUGGAAAAUCAUAGACGAACACUUGCUAACUCAAGAACUUCGCAACGCGCUUGUGAGCAGUACUCCACAGCCACUAGAAGAACGUGCGGCUCUCUCUUUUUCUUCCCCACCAACCGUCGCGGAACUCGACCAACUCCCGCCACUCAUACAACAUGUGAGCUCCAAUGCAGCACUCUAUUUCCAGCUGCAGCUGCGGAGUGGUGAAAUACCAUUGGCUCUCUAUAUUCAGCAUCUCGAAAACAAAUUGGAGCAACUAGAGCAAACACUUCAGCAAAAUGACGUACAACAAAAAAUAAUCGAGGACCGUUCAGCAACGCACCAGCCACUCCCGCAAAACACUUCACCACAUAACGACCCUAUUCACCUCCGAGGCUCUUUGCCGGACGUGGAGGCGUCGCCGUCGGAGCCCUGCGGUGCUGUGAUUGCGCGCGCCGCCGCCGGUGCUGCGGAGCGCGAGCGAGUGCUGCGCGCGGACCUCGCUGCCGCGGAGGAGCGCCAGCAGGCGGUGGAGAGCCGGCUGGAGGCGGCGAGGACGGAGCAGGAGCGGGUGGAGGCGGACCGCGAGGAGCUGCGGGAGGGCGUGGCCGACGCGCUGGAUGCGCUAGGCGUGGAGGCGUCGCCGUCGGAGCCCUGCGGUGCUGUGAUUGCGCGCGCCGCCGCCGGUGCCGCGGAGCGCGAGCGAGUGCUGCGCGCGGACCUCGCUGCCGCGGAGGAGCGCCAGCAGGCGGUGGAGAGCCGGCUGGAGGCGGCGAGGACGGAGCAGGAGCGGGUGGAGGCGGACCGCGAGGAGCUGCGGGAGGGCGUGGCCGACGCGCUGGCUGCGCUAGGCGUGGAGGCGUCGCCGUCGGAGCCCUGCGGUGCUGUGAUUGCGCGCGCCGCCGCCGGUGCCGCGGAGCGCGAGCGAGUGCUGCGCGCGGACCUCGCUGCCGCGGAGGAGCGCCAGCAGGCGGUGGAGAGCCGGCUGGAGGCGGCGAGGACGGAGCAGGAGCGGGUGGAGGCGGACCGCGAGGAGGUCUUACAGUUGCGUCAUGUUGCCUCUUGCGAGGAUGCACUGGCUUGUGCUACGGAGGAGCGAGACGCUCUAAUUCGAACCGUUGGUGUUUGCUGCGAAUCGCUGUGUAGCGCAAUUUCCUCUACCACACUAGGAAAGCCGAGCUUUCGGCCAGGUACUGCAACGAUACUGACGUGUGAUGAGGCGACGUCGGCUCUCACAGACUUGACGACUCUUACGAGCAACAUCUUGCACAAGUACGCACACACGAUGAGGCAAGCGUUAGCUUUACUGACGCCGCUUGUGGGCGUUCCAUCGAACACGUCAACCGCAGCGUCUUCCGUUGAGGUGCUAGCCCAUGUCAUGGAGGCUGUGCAGAUCCUUGUCGAGCAGAUGGAGCGGUGUCAGCUGCAAGUGUUACUGACGCGAAAGCCAAAUGAAGACGACGUAAAAGCGAGAGACUGGAGGCAAGACCAGUUCCCCGCUCUAUGUGAACGGAGCGAGGAAGGGGGGCUCCCACUGGUAGACAAGCAUGAGGCGCAAGCGACUCUUGAGGCAAAGGUAGCGCCUCCGCAACCAAACUGGGUGAGUGUGGCGGAGGUGUGGACCAGACCCACUGGGGCCGUUGGCCCCACCGUGAGGGCACGUGACGGCUCUGGGUUACAACACGCUGAUGUAGCCGAAGUGCUUCCGCUCAUGCGACAAGCGACUUUACUGGGGCUUUCUACUACCGCACAGGAGGCGCUGCAAAGUCGCCUUUCUGUGAUACUUGGCGCCUGCGAGCGUUGUACCGUUCGAAACUGCUGUGUUGAAGCGACGGUAGCUCGAAAGUCACUGGAGAUCGACGAGCUGCUUGCCGCUGUCAGAGCCGACGAGGAUAGCCUGGAAAAGAUAAGGGCGCUGGUGAACGAGGGUAAACAGUUAAAUACCACGAUGGAUGUGGCGUGCGAAGCACGUGGGCAGCCUGUGACGCAAGCAGAACACGUCGCCACUCGCGAACAAGAGGAGGAAUUCGACAAUGGUGUGCGAGAAGCGGUGGGCUUGGUGUCCUGUGUGAGAGCUGCGACUGGCGAGGCCAAGAGGCUGGGGGAGGAGGUAAUGCUCGCGCAAUGUUGCAUUGAAGACAUGCAGGUUCGUCUCAACAGAGCGGGGGAGCGCAAAGCAUUUCAUGUCGAGGAUGACGGUGUGCGCCUUGAGGCGGUGGGGCGGGCAUGCUCUCUCGAGGAGGCGCUGCACGUCGUCGCCGCUGACUGCCUUGAGUGCGCGAAGAGGUCCCUGGAGUCCAAGGAGGCGUGUCGCCGCUGCGAAAUCGUGCAGGAUUGGGCCGUCAUGAUGGCUGGAGUCUCGGUGCGGCUUCACGCGGAGGUGAUGAUCCUGCAGUCCCGCGUGGUCGACCUCAAGGCGGCGGUACUGGAGUCGGAGACCCGAGAAAGCAGCCUAUUGCAGCGCCUCAACGCCUUGCUACUGUCCUCGGGGCCACUAAAGACGGCUGUGGCUGCGGUGGCGCCCUCGCACAAGUGCGAUCUUGAAUCUCUCGAGGAUGUUGCAAUCGCCAUGCACGCUGCCGCGCAACUUGUGCGCCGUCAAGAAGGGGACAUCGAUAAGUUGCUGGCUUGCAGUGAGAAGCUGAAGAGCGACGUCGACGAUCUCAAUGACAGGUUACGUGGCGUACUGGAGGAGCGUCACGUAUCAAAAUCGUCCUUGGUCUCACUGGAGGAGACCCAUGGCAGGUUGCAGUGCCGCAUGGGAAAGCUGGAGCGACAGGUCUACGACACCUUUUCAACCGUAGAGCGGCUAACAACAGCCGUCCUGGGUGAGGGCGAGUCGCGGCGACUCGACAAGGGUACGCCGGCGGACUGCUUGGAUGGAAUAGUGUACCUCAGCGAUGUACUCGUCUCUAGAGCAGAAGAGUGCGAUACUGUCAAAGCGCAGCUGUUUGCCUGGAAGGCCGAGGCCCGCGACCGCGAGGAGUCCCACCUGCGGACCACCGCGUCCCUGUCGACCCUGUGGAAGGCGUUUCGCACGACUCUCCUCCCUCAGCUGGUAGACGAAUCAGCAGACUGCCGCGGUGGUUGUGGGGUGGCGGUUGCUUCGUCUGACCCCGUUGAGUUCCUCCCGAGCGAAUCGGAGGCGCGCCAGGCGGUUGAGGUGGUUGUCGACACUGCCGACCGACUGCGCUGUGCACAUGAUGAUCUGCAAGCUGUGUACGCUGUCCUUCGUGGCCACUUUGGCGGGGACGCUGCUUCUGCUGUCACUGACGGGACUGGGGCGCCACAAGCAUCAGUGCUGUCGCUUCGCGACAAUAGCACAACUUUUCGGCACUUCGACGACACCGUAAAGGCGACGCUCCGUCUCGUCAACACUGUAGUAAAUGCCAAGUGUUCCUCCAUGAGGGACUUUAUUGAUCACGUUGUCUCCGAUGUACUGCGAGACACGCCGGGGUGUUCACAGAUUUCGUUUGCAGCUCUUCGCCCCGGCGCCUUUGUGGAAUGGCUUCACGGUUUGCUGGCUAGUCUUCGAACGCUGCGGGACAGCAGCGAUCGGCACCACAAUCGGGCUCGCUGCCUGCCUGCCUUCAUGGACGCCUUGGUGGAAACUAUUCAUAGCUACGGUGGACGAGUGGACGUGACGUCUACUGGCGCUACCGACGUUCUCACCAGUGCGGACGCGACAGUGCCGUACCGCCACGACCUUGCCGCCGUACUUGAGGAUUGGCAGGCACGGGAGCAGACAGCAAUCGUUCACGGCCUGCAGACGCUGCUGCGACGGCAAGAGGAACGUGUUCGCACUCUCACAGCCGAGUGGCAAGACGUGACGGCACAGUACCAGAGGCUGUCCCAGGAACAGGCCGCUGCGGAGGAGAUGGUCAUGGAGCUGCGUCGACGUGUACAGUUUAAAGUGCAGGAGGAUUACAAGCUCGAGGAGAGUCUUCGUGAACUUGACAGCCACCUGGAUCAACAGGCGCGCGAGCUCGCCAUGAAGUACUGCGCUGAUCAGGAUGCCAUUGUGCGGCGCUUCACGGUGCUGAGAGAUCAAAUUCACGCAACAAUGCGCCCAACAACGCAGCUGACGGCAUCUGUCAUGUUGCCCCAAACACCACGCCGCGGCACCACGACCCCGCAUAGUUAG